AAAACUGAUUCACGAUUGCAUUAAUCAAUGGAAACCUUGUGAUUAGGUGCAUCGCAGUUGUGAAGAUCUGCAGUGCAUCAGAGUUGCGUACACAACAAAUUUACGGUGCAGAGUGUUUGUAAUACAAUAGCUGGCAGGAUGGUGGCGCUGUCUCUGAAGAUCUGUGUGAGACAGUGUAAUGUGGUGAAGACAAUGCAGUUUGAGCCAUCAACGGCUGUGUACGACGCAUGCCGGGUCAUCAGAGAAAGGGUUCAAGAAGCCCAGAUAGGACAAGCUUCAGAGUAUGGGCUGUUUCUGUCUGACGAGGACCCCAGGAAAGGGAUCUGGCUGGAAGGGGGCCGGACACUGGAUUAUUACAUGCUGAGAAAUGGGGACAUACUGGAGUAUAAGAGAAAACAGAGGCCUCAGAAGAUAAAAAUGCUGGAUGGAGCAGUGAAGACUAUCAUGGUGGAUGAUUCCAAAACUGUGGGAGAACUGCUUGUCACCAUCUGCAGUAGAAUAGGAAUCACAAACUAUGAAGAGUACUCCCUCAUUCAGGAGGUGGUGGAGGAGAAGAAGGAUGAAGGGACAGGCACACUAAAGAAAGACAGAACUCUGUUGAGAGAAGAGAGGAAGAUGGAGAAGCUCAAAGCAAAACUACACACAGAUGAUGACUUGAAUUGGUUGGAUCAUGGGUGUACGUUCAGAGAACAGGGAGUUGAGGAGAGCGAAACUCUGCUGUUGAGACGAAAGUUCUUCUACUCCGAUCAAAACGUGGACUCACGAGAUCCCGUGCAGCUCAAUCUGCUCUACGUGCAGGCACGUGACGAUAUCUUGAAUGGUUCUCAUCCGGUGUCGUUUGACAAGGCCUGUGAAUUUGGUGGCAUUCAAGCGCAGAUCCAGUUUGGGCCUCAUAUAGAACAUAAACACAAGUCUGGAUUUCUGGAUUUGAAGGAAUUUUUGCCGAAAGAGUACAUCAAACAGAGAAGUGCAGAGAAGAAAGUCUUUCAGGAGCAUAAGGCUUGUGGCGAAAUGACAGAGAUCGAAGCCAAAGUGAAGUACGUAAAGCUUGCGAGAUCCCUCAGAACAUAUGGAGUGUCUUUCUUCUUAGUGAAGGAGAAAAUGAAAAGCAAGAAUAAGCUUGUCCCAAGGCUGCUUGGUAUAACCAAAGAAUCAGUGAUGCGAGUGGAUGAGAAAACCAAAGACGUGGUUCAGGAGUGGCCGCUUACUACAGUGAAGAGAUGGGCUGCCUCACCUAAAAGCUUUACACUGGAUUUUGGGGAGUAUCAGGAGAGCUACUAUUCAGUACAGACCACAGAGGGAGAACAGAUAUCUCAGCUUAUAGCUGGUUACAUCGACAUCAUCCUUAAGAAGAAACAAAGCAAGGAUCAUUUUGGCUUGGAGGGAGAUGAAGAGGCUACCAUGUUAGAGGAAUCAGUUUCUCCAAAAAAAUCCACUAUAUUGCAGCAGCAGUUUAAUCAUACUGGACGGGUAGAGCAUGGCUCGGUGGCACUGCCUGGGAUCUUGAGGUCAGGGUCUGUUGGCCCAGAAACACUAAACAGAGGUACCAUGCCGUCUCCACAGCAACAAAUCACCACUGGACAAAUGCAUCUUGGACAUAUGCCACCACUGAGUGCAGCCCAACAAGCUCUAGUGGGCACAAUUAACAGCAGUAUGCAAGCAGUGCAGCAGGCUCAGUCAAACCUGGAGGAGGUGGAAGAGCUGCCACCACUUGGAGAUGAUAUGUCUUCUAAAGUGUGGAUUCAAAAUAAGAUGGAUGAGUCCAAGCAUGAUAUUCACUCUCAGGUAGACGCCAUUACAGCUGGAACUGCCUCUGUGGUUAAUCUUACUGCUGGUGAUCCAACAGACACUGAUUACACUGCAGUUGGGUGUGCCAUCACCACAAUCUCCUCUAAUCUGACGGAGAUGUCAAAGGGUGUGAAAAUGUUGGCUGCUUUGAUGGAGGAUGAAGUAGGCAGUGGACAGGACCUCAUGAGGGCUGCCAGAACUCUCACUGGAACUGUGUCUGACCUGCUCAAGGCUGUAGAGCCUACAUCAGGAGAGCCACGACAGACAGUUUUGACUGCAGCUGGAAGUAUCGGUCAAGCCAGUGGAGAUCUGCUCCGACAGAUUGGAGAGAAUGAAACCGAUGAGCGCUUCCAGGAUGUGCUGAUGAAUCUGGCAAAAGCUGUGGCUAAUGCAGCAGCCAUGAUGGUUCUGAAGGCUAAGAAUGUAGCACAGGUGUCUGAAGAUGCUGUCCUGCAGAACAGUGUUAUUGCUGCUGCAACCCAGUGUGCCCUUUCCACAUCACAACUAGUGGCCUGUGCCAAGGUUGUGAGCCCUACCAUCAGUUCCCCUGUGUGUCAGGAUCAGCUGAUUGAGGCAGGGAAGCUGGUUGAUCGUUCAGUGGAGGUUUGUGUUAAUGCUUGCCUGUCAGCCACCACUGAUGGAGAACUGCUCAAGGCAGUCAGCGCAGCGGCUGGUAUCGUCACACAGGCUCUCAGUGACCUCCUCACACACGUGAGGAACUACGCCACACGCGGGGAGCCUAUUGGACGCUACGACCAGGCUACUGACACCAUUAUGAUGGUUACAGAGAGUAUUUUCAGCUCCAUGGCUGAUGCUGGUGAGAUGGUCCGACAGGCUCGUGUUCUUGCCCAGGCGACCUCUGACCUGGUCAAUGCAAUGAGAAUAGAUGCUGAGGUGGAGGUGGAUGUCAAUAAUUCAAAAAAGCUUCUUGCUGCUGCCAAACUGCUUGCAGAUGCCACUGCUCGAAUGGUAGAGGCUGCAAAGGGAGCUGCAGCAUACCCUGAGAAUGAGGACCAGCAGCAGAAGCUGCGAGAGGCUGCAGAGGGACUGCGUGUAGCCACCAAUGCAGCUGCUCAGAACGCCAUCAAGAAAAAACUCAUCACGAAGCUGGAGAAUGCUGCUAAACAAGCUGCUGCUGCUGCCACUCAAACUAUUGCAGCAUCCCAGAAUGCAGCACCCUCGAACAAGAACACUGCUGCUCACCAACAACUUGUUCAGAGCUGCAAGGCCGUCGCUGACCAUAUACCUCAGCUGGUGCAGGGAGUGAGGGGAAGUCAAGGGCAGCCGGAAGAUUGUAGUGCCCAGCUUGCACUCAUCAUUGCCAGUGAGCACUUCCUUCAGCCCGGUAGUAAGAUGGUGGCAUCAGCAAAGUCCUCUAUGCCCACAGUGACAGACCAGGCGGCAGCCAUGCAGCUGGGACAGUGUGCUAAGAACCUGGCUACCAGCCUGGCCGAGCUCCGCACUGCUGCAGAGAAGGCUCAUGAAGCGUGCGGCCCCAUGGAGAUAGACUCGGCCCUCAUAGCAGUACAGACACUUAAGAAUGAACUUCAGGAUUCAAAAAUGGCUGCUAGUGAGGGACAGCUAAAACCCCUACCAGGAGAAUCAUUGGAAAAGUGCACUCAGGACCUGGGAGGUACAUCUAAGGCUGUUGGUUCCUCCAUGGCCCAGCUGCUCACAUGUGCUGCACAGGGGAAUGAGCAUUACACAGGUGUUGCUGCUAGUGAAACAGCGCAGACUCUGAAGACUUUAGCACAGGCUGCGAGGGGAGUUGCUGCUACCACAUCAGCCCCUGCUGGUGCUUCAGCCAUGCUGGACUCUGCACGUGAGGUUAUGGAAGGAUCAGCCAAAUUGAUUUCUGAAGCCAAGGAGGCGCUGGUUGCCCCUGGUGAUGCAGAGAUACAACAGAGGCUAGCACAGGUAGCGAAGGCUGUGUCCCACUCAUUGAAUGCAUGUGUGAACUGUCUACCUGGUCAAAAGGAUGUUGAUAUGGCUCUGAAAAGCAUUGGAGAGGCCAGUAAAAAACUGCUGGUAGAGACGCUCCCUCCCUGCAGUAAAAGCUUUCAGGAUGCUCAGAGUGACCUGAACCAGACUGCAGCUGAUCUGAACCAGUCUGCAGGUGAUGUGGUCCAUGCCUCUAGAGGAACCACCAGCAAGCUUGCAGAUGCUUCUGGAAAGUUCAGUGAGGACUUUGAUGAGUUUCUGGAUGCUGGCAUUGAGAUGGCUGGUCACACUCCGAGUAAGGAUGAUCAGAUGCAGGUGAUUGGGAAUUUGAAAAGCAUCUCAAUGGCCUCCAGUAAGCUGCUAUUGGCAGCAAAGUCUUUAUCUGUGGAUCCUGCAGCAGCCAAUGCGAAGAAUCUGCUCGCUGCUGCUGCCAGGAUGGUGACCGACAGCAUCAACCAGUUGAUUACCUUGUGUACUCAGAAUGCCCCUGGACAGAGGGAAUGUGACAAUGCUUUAAGAGAGCUGGAGGCUGUUAGUGGAUUGCUGGAUAACCCGAACGAACCCGUCAAUGAUCUCUCCUACUUUGACUGCAUUGAAAGUGUUAUGGAGAACUCUAAGGCCCUUGGUGAGUCUAUGGCUGGCAUCUCUCAUAAAUGUAAGACAGGAGAUGUUCCUGCGUUUGGAGACUGUGUGAGUGGAGCCUCCAAAGCUCUGUGUGGGUUGACUGAAGCUGCUGGACAGGCCUCUUACCUUGUGGGUGUGUCUGACCCCAACAGUCAAGCUGGACACCCAGGCUUAGUGGAUCCCAUCCAGUUUGCUCGAGCUAAUCAGGCAAUCCAGAUGGCUUGCCAAAAUCUUGUUGACCCAGGUAGCAGUCCUUCACAGGUACUCUCUGCUGCCACAAUUGUUGCUAAGCACACCUCAGCAUUGUGUAAUUCCUGCCGACUGGCCUCAUCUAAGACUGCUAACCCUGUAGCAAAACGCCAUUUUGUGCAGUCAGCUAAAGAAGUGGCCAACAGCACAGCCAACCUGGUCAAAACCAUCAAGGCUUUGGACGGAGAUUUCUCAGAGGAGAAUCGUGAGAAAUGUUGUGUGGCGACGGCACCGCUCAUUGAAGCCGUUGACAAUCUGACCACAUUUGCCUCAAAUCCAGAGUUUGCUGGAGUGCCUGCACAGAUAAGUAGAGAAGGUUCUGCUGCAUUGGAGCCAAUCAUCCAAUCAGCACGCUCCAUGCUUGACAGCUCCACCCAUCUUUUAAAGACUGCACGAUCAUUAGUUAUGAACCCUAAAGAUCCACCAAUGUGGUCAUUACUGGCGAGCCAUUCACGCACCGUGUCGGACUCCAUCAAGAGCCUCAUCACUGCUAUCAGGGAUAAAGCUCCUGGCCAGAAGGAAUGUGACUCAGCCAUUGAUAAUAUCAAUAAAUGCAUUAGAGAUAUUGAGCAAGCCUCACUUGCAGCUGUUACCCAAAAUCUUCCACGUAGAGAUGAAAUUUCAUCUGAGGCUUUGCAGGAGCAAUUGACAUCAUCAGUUCAGGAGGUUGGUCACCUGAUUGAGCCAAUCUCUUCUGCAGCAAAAGGAGAAGCAGCACAGCUGGGACAUAAGGUAUCUCAGUUGGUCAGUUAUUUUACACCUCUAGUGUCAGCGUCUGUGGGCAUGGCCUCCAAAACCUUAGAUCACCAGCAGCAGAUGAACAUUCUGGAUCAGACCAAGACUCUUGCUGAGUCUGCUCUACAGAUGCUGUAUGCUGCCAAGGAAGGUGGAGGAAACCCAAAAGCGGCUCAUACCCAUGAUGCCAUUGCAGAAGCUGCCCUGCUAAUGAGGGAAGCUGUUGAUGACCUCAUGGUGACCCUGAAUGAAGCUGCCAGUGAGGUUGGCAUGGUCAGUGGCAUGGUGGAUACGAUUGCUGAUGCCAUGGGCAAGUUAGGUGAAGGUACCCCACCAGAACUAGAAGGCUCAUUUGUGGAAUAUCAGACCACCAUGGUGAAAUAUUCCAAAGCUAUUGCUGUCAGUGCACAGGAGAUGAUCACUAAAUCAGUGAGUGCUCCAGAGGAGCUGGGUAGUUUGGCGUCUCAUGUCACUGCAGACUACAGUCAGCUUGCAGUGCAGGGACGUCUUGCUGCUGCUACUGCUGAACCAGAGGAGAUCGGGUUCCAGAUAAAGACGCGUGUGCAGGAGUUGGGCCAUGGCUGCAUUGUGCUGGUUCAGAAGGCUGGAGCUCUGCAGAUCAGUCCAUCUGACUCAUUCACAAAGAGAGAACUCACUGAGUGCGCUCGAGCUGUCACUGAGAAGGUGUCAAUGGUGCUGUCAGCAUUGCAAUCAGGUAAUAAGGGCACUCAAGCCUGUAUCACCGCAGCCAGUGCUGUAUCAGGCAUCAUCGCUGACCUGGACACCACAAUCAUGUUUGCUUCAGCUGGCACACUCAAUGCAGAGAAUGAUUCAGACUCCUUCGCUGAUCACAGGGAAAAUAUUCUGAAGACAGCCAAAGCUCUGGUGGAGGACACCAAGAACCUUGUCUCAGGUGCAGCAUCAAGUCAAGAGAGACUGGCCCAGGCAGCCCAGUCCUCUGCCAAGACCAUCACACAACUCACAGAUGUUGUGAAACUGGGAGCGGCAAGCAUAGGCGCUGAUGAUCCAGAAACACAGGUUGUGCUGAUCAAUGCUGUGAAGGACGUUGCUAAAGCUUUAGCUGAGCUCAUUAGUGCCACCAAGUGUGCAGCAGGAAAAGCAGCAGAUGAUCCCUCUAUGUUCCAGCUCAAGAGUGCGGCCAAGGUUAUGGUGACUAAUGUAACGUCAUUACUGAAAACAGUGAAGGCUGUGGAGGAUGAGGCCUCAAGAGGAACCAGAGCUCUGGAGGCCACUAUCGAGUGUAUAAAACAGGAACUAACAUUGUUCCAGUCUAAAGUAGCACCUAAAAAAUCAACCACUCCUGAAGAGUUCAUACGAAUGACAAAAGGCAUCACCACGGCGACCGCCAAAGCUGUUGCAGCUGGAAACUCUGCCAGACAGGAGGAUGUAAUUUCCACCGCUAACCUCAGCCGCAAGGUCAUUGCAGAUAUGCUGACCACAUGCAAGCAAGCAGCAUAUCAUCAGGAAGUCAGUGAGGAGGUCAGGAAUAGAGCUCUGUUGUAUGGCACCGAAUGUACUAAUGGAUAUAUAGAACUACUAGAACUUGUUCUGCAGGUCUUACAAAAGCCAACAGGUGAUCAGAAACAGAAAUUGGCAAUGUUUUCUAAAAAGGUUGCUGCAGCGGUCACUGAACUGAUUCAAACAGCUGAGGCCAUGAAAGGUACUGAGUGGGUCGACCCUGAAGAUCCUACAGUGAUCGCAGAAACAGAGUUACUGGGGGCUGCAGCCUCAAUCGAAGCAGCAGCCAAAAAACUUGAGCAGCUCAAACCAAGAGCCAAACCGAAGCAAGCUGAUGAGAGUUUGAACUUUGAAGAGCAGAUUCUUGAGGCAGCCAAAUCGAUUGCUGCAGCGACCAGCGCCCUGGUAAAAUCAGCCUCGGCAGCUCAAAGAGAACUGGUUGCACAGGGCAAGGUGGGCACUAUUCCUGCCAAUGCUGUGGAUGAUGGACAGUGGUCCCAAGGACUGAUAUCAGCCGCACGCAUGGUUGCUGGAGCCACCAGUAACCUCUGUGAGGCAGCGAAUGCAUCGGUCCAAGGCCAUGCCAGUGAAGAAAAGCUCAUUUCUUCUGCAAAACAGGUGGCUGCUUCCACUGCACAGCUGCUGGUGGCAUGCAAGGUUAAAGCUGACCAGGAUUCAGAGGCCAUGAGGAGGCUACAGGCUGCAGGUAAUGCUGUGAAACGUGCUUCUGACAGUCUGGUUAGAGCAGCCCAGAAAGCUGCUUUUAACAAGGCUGAUGAUGACAAUGUGGUGGUCAAGACUAGAUUUGUGGGGGGGAUUGCUCAGAUUAUUGCUGCUCAGGAGGAGAUGUUGAGGAAGGAAAGGGAGCUGGAGGAGGCCCGUAAGAAGCUGGCACAGAUCAGACAACAGCAGUACAAGUUCCUGCCAAGUGAACUUAGAGAGGAUAAGGACUAAACAUUAUAAAUCUUGCCAUCCUGCUAUUUAUGAGAGCCAGUUGCCCACCAUUGAAUUUCCACCUUUGAACAACUAAAGGUCUCUUCAGUCUUCAGUGCGGUCUGUGUGACACCUGCUAUACCAGUGAAGAGUGUAACACAGCAACAGUUCUCUAUGUGGGAUAGAGAUGUCUCGGUUGUAUUUUGAAAUAAUUCAACUCUUGAAAAACAUGCUGUUUGAAACAAUGAUCGUCUCAUCUUAUUUACCAUGAAUGUGUUCUGCCCCUGUGCCCACCAAACUUCCAUAAGGAAGCUUUGAAUUUCUGGCAUGAUUCUGAACUUGUGAAUUGUUGCAUGAAGAUUUUGGAAAUUCAAACUUUGGAAGCACAUUAUUGCGCUUGCACCACAUUAGGGAUUGUCCUCAUUGGAUUGGGAUGCUGAGCAGACUAAAUGAAGAUGAGAUGGGCCUUUUGUUCCUGGUUCUCAUUGAAGUAAAGCUCUGACAUUUAUUAAGGUUUCAAACAAGCUGUAGACUUCAAUGUUUUAGGGUACUCAUGUAAAUCGAGAAGAGACAGCCUUUUAAAUUUCUCCAUUUGAAUGUUUGACAUUUGUACAUUUGUGAGGGUGAGAGACAAUUUUAUGCUUCACUUUUAUUGUUCUGAAGUUCACAAGGAAUAAAAAUAAAAGGAAUAUUUAUGUAGACAUACAACAAAAUGUGCAUACAUGUGCAAUGUAAUUCAAAACCACUCACAAAGAGUGUAAAUUGCAUCUUCACCACCUACUUGCUCCCAUAGGCUUUUGAGAUUUAAUUGCUAGUAAUGAGUGGAUUCAGUAAUUAAUGUGAUAAUAGACAAUCCCAACCUAAGAAGGACUCCUCUCUUACCCUUUUAAAAUGAUGUCCUUAUACCACUAGCAAAACCUUUCUAUUGGAGAGAAUCCCAAAUACUGAAUGUAUGCUUUUAAAUAAAAUAAAAUUAUUGUGUUUGUUGUUUUGAGGACAUGAAGAUGUACAAGGUUGUUGCACUUCACUUUAUUGACGUUUUUGUAGCAAAACAUUUUUUUUUAGAAGAAUAGCUCUGUAGGUCCAUACAAUGCAAGUGAAUGGGUGCACAAACUGUUAAAGCUCCAAAAUCCACAAAGUCAGCAUAAAGUAAUCCAUAUGACUCCAGUGGUUAAAUCCAUGUGUUCAGAAAUGAUAUGAUAGGUUUGGGUUAGAAACAGAUCAAUAUGUAAGUAAUGUUUGGCCAUAAAUUUUCCUCCCUGCCCACUAGCGGGCAAUAUGCACAAAGUAUGUGAUUUACCAAAAACAGAAGGAGAAAUUGAAGAAAAAAAGGACUUAAAUAUUGAUCUGUUUCUCACCCACACCUGUCACAUCACUUCAGAAUGUAUGUUUUAACCACCAGAGUUGUCUGGAGUAUUUUAUUUGAUUUUUGGAGCUACAAAGUUCUGCUCAACAUUCACUUGUAUUGUAUGGACCUACAGAGCUGAGAUAUUCUGUUAAAAAUCUUUGUUUGUGUUCAGCAGAUGAAAGUCAUAUAUAUAUAUAUGUGGGAUGGCAUGAGGGUGAGUAAAUUAGGAGAUAAUUGCCAUUUUUGGUGAACUAACUCUUUAAGAAAAGGAGGGACGAGUUGAAGUUAUUUUUUGUGGUAAUUGCCACAAAUGCUGCCAAUUUAGCUUAACUUGUAUUGAACCCGGAUUAUUCCUUUAAAGCCAGACAUAGUGUAACUUUAAUUUAAACUUUUUUUUGAGUAUCUUCUCCUAUCAUACUAUAUACUAUGACAAUGAGCCAUUACAUGUUAUUAGAGUAGUACUGUUUAUAUCUGUUUGGAAUGUUCUCUCUCUCUCUCUCUCUCUCGCUCUCUCUCGCUCUCUCUCUCCCACCCCAUUAAGAGAUUACUUUUUCCAAUCAGUGCAUUUAUUGAUGAUUUGAUGCUUGUAUGACUGUAACUGCUUUUUAGCCUUAUUCUUUAGUAUCCUACAGUAAAUAAUGAUUUCACUUUUCUCUUUAAGAUUUAAUGUUAUGGUAGCCAUAGAACUCUAAGGGCAUCGAAUGUGUUUUUAUGUCCACUUGCGUUGUUUUUCUAUUUGUACCUUAAUUAUUUUCUUUGUAGACAAAAUUCUUUGGUCAUUGCACCAUGUCUUGCUGUUUUCUAAACGCCUCUCACAGGAGCUCAACGUUUUUAAGAUGCCGUUUUAAAAACAUGUUGUCACCUGUGCUCUUCCCGUUCAUUGCACUGCAUCUAGUUUAUUUAUUUUUUUGGUGGUAGAAUGUUUUCUGUCUGAACGACCCCUUACUCUCAAGGCAACUCAGCAAUGUGUUGCCUUGACAAAACAGCCAUGCUGUUAUUAACCUUUCUGUGCCUUAGUUCAACACUGCCAAAGGAACGUUUCAAUUCUCUUCCUGUAGGAGACAGGAGCAGAUGUUUAUAUUCUAGCUUGCACAUGCAUUCCCAUUAUGUCGCAUGGAAGCUGGCUACCUUUUUUACUCUGUGAUGUUAAAAGCUCAAAUGGUAGCUGGGUUUUAAUUACUCCGAAAUUUAGGUGUUAACUUGUAGCAUUCUCACUUCAUUGUGGCCUACGAAACUUAAAUUUGUCUUUUACAUUCAGCAGUGCCCCCUUUAGCUAUAAAUGUUGCUGUAAAUGAACUUGGCUUAUUUACAAAAUAUAUGACUAUAGUAUAUACAGUGCAUCCGGAAAGUAUUCACAGCGCUUCACUUUUUCCACAUUUUUUUAUUUUACAGCCUUAUUCCAAAAUGUAUUACAUUUAUUAUUUUCCUCAAAAUUCUA
This is a messenger RNA of Xyrauchen texanus (razorback sucker), 10535 nucleotides long. RefSeq names its product talin-2-like. Gene Ontology annotation, molecular function: structural constituent of cytoskeleton; actin filament binding; integrin binding. NCBI's taxonomy places the organism in Eukaryota, Metazoa, Chordata, Actinopteri, Cypriniformes, Catostomidae. The transcript is spliced from 58 exons. Bases 139 to 7770 code for a protein of 2543 amino acids. The record is from RefSeq and is a predicted model, not a curated record. Gene Ontology annotation, biological process: cell-cell adhesion. Gene Ontology annotation, cellular component: cytoskeleton; plasma membrane; ruffle.